This is a messenger RNA of Ornithorhynchus anatinus (platypus), 6292 nucleotides long. It is a transcript of the gene IGDCC4, whose product is annotated as immunoglobulin superfamily DCC subclass member 4. The coding region runs from base 139 to 3876 and encodes 1245 amino acids. NCBI's taxonomy places the organism in Eukaryota, Metazoa, Chordata, Mammalia, Monotremata, Ornithorhynchidae. Gene Ontology annotation, biological process: axon guidance; cell-cell adhesion. The transcript is spliced from 20 exons. The record is from RefSeq and is a predicted model, not a curated record. Gene Ontology annotation, molecular function: protein binding. Gene Ontology annotation, cellular component: axon; plasma membrane.
CGGUGCGGGGCCGGUGCGGGGCCGGGGGCUCAGUCGUCUCGGCAGUGGUCGCCCAAGAUGGCGAUGCGGCGACCCCGGACCCCCAUCUGAACGCGGCCGAGGCGGGGAAGGGGAAGGGGAGGGGGCUCCUUCUUCCCCAUGGCGCCAGGACCGGCCGGCGGCGGCCUCCGCGCCUUGUCCCUCGCCCUCUGCCUCCUCGCCCUACGAGGGGAAUCUCCGCCCCAGCCUUCCGUGGAACUGAGUUGCGGGCCCCGUCCCGGCCCCGGCCCCGUCACCCUGCUCCCGGGCCAGUGGGUGGUCCUGGGCUGCGGCCCGACCCCCGGCCAGCUCCCGGGCAACGUCACCUGGCUCCGGGACGGGGCCCCGCUGGCCGAGACGGACCGGUCCCGCCUGCUUCCGGACGGAUCUCUCCUCGUGGUCGCCCCCGCCCCGGGGCAGGCCUCCUCGGGCGAGGGAAGCUACUCCUGCCUGACCCAGAGCCCCCUGGGAGCCGUGGCCAGCCAGACCGUGGUCGUGAGGGUCUCCACGCUCUCUCAGUUCUCCCGCCAGCCGGAGCCGCAGGUGGUGGGGCUCCGAGAGACGGCCCGCUUUGAGUGCCGCAUCUCGGGGUGGCCGGCUCCGGCCAUCGUCUGGGAGAAGGACCAGCGGGCCCUGCCCCAGGAGUCACGGCUGACCGCCCUCCCCGGUGGCGUCCUGCAGAUUGUGGACGUGCAGGAGCGGGACGCGGGCACCUAUCGCUGUGUGGCCACCAACGCCGCCCACACGCGCCACAGCCACGGGGCCGUCCUCAGCGUCCGGACAGGGUCUCCGGCCCUCACCGCUCGGGACGUGGCCAUCGUGGCCACCCCCGAGAACACCACCGUGGUCGCCGGAGAGAGCGUGGUCCUGGAGUGCAUGGCGGCCGCCGACCCCCCGCCCUUCGUAUCCUGGAUUCGCCAGGACGGGAAGCCCAUCUCCACCGACGUAGUCGUGCUGGGCCGCACCAACCUGCUGAUCGCCCGCGCCCAGCCCCACCACGCCGGCACCUACGUCUGCCGCGCCAACAAGCCGCAGACGCGGCGCUUCGUGACGGCCGCCGCCCAGCUGCGGGUCCUGGCGCCUCCGGUCAUCUCUCAGGCCCCGGAGUCGGUGUCCCGGAGCCGGGCCGGCACCGCGCGCCUGGCGUGCCGGGCGGAGGGGGAGCCGCGUCCAGCGGUGCGCUGGCUGCACAACGGGCGGCCUCUGCGGCCCGGCGGGAGGGUCCGGGCCCAGGGCGGCGGCGGCCACGGGGGCGGCGGCAGCCUGGUCAUCACCCAGAUCGGGCUGGCCGACGCCGGCUACUACCAGUGCGUGGCCGAGAACGGGCUGGGCUCGGCCUGCGCCACGGCCCGGCUGGCGGUCGUCGUGAGGGAGGGUCUGCCCGGCGCCCCCACGCGGCUGGCCGCCCUGCCCCUGUCCAGCACUGCCGUCCUGGUGUCCUGGGAGCGCCCGCAACUCCACAGCCAGCAGCUCAUCGGCUUCUCCCUGCACUACCAGAAGGCUCUGGGCAGUGACAACAUGGAGUAUCAGUUCGCGGUGAACAACGACACCACGGAGCUGACCCUGAGAGACCUGGAUCCCGCCACCAGCUACACCUUCUACGUGGUCGCCUACUCCAGGCUGGGAGCCAGCCGGGCCUCGGCCACCAUCACCGCGCGCACGCUGGACGGUGUCCCCAGUGCCGCCCCUCAGCUGUCUCUCUCCAGCACGACCCCCACGGACAUCAGGGCCUCGUGGCUGCCCCUGCCUCCGGAGCUGAGCCACGGACAGGUCAACAAGUACAAGAUCAAUUACGGCCCUCUGAGAGACGCUGAUCAGCUGUUGUCCGCCGAGGUCUCCGCCAACCAGACCCAGCUCACCCUGUCCUCGCUGCUCCCUGGCAAAGCCUACCGGGUUCGCAUCGCGGCCGGGACCAGCGCCGGCUACGGGGUCCCGUCCGAAUGGACCCAGCAUCGGACCCCCGACGGGGGUAACCUGACCCACGUCCCCCUCGCCCCGACGGAGCUGAGGGUCCGAGCCAAGGUGGAGUCCCUGGUGGUGACGUGGCAGCCGCCCCCCAACCAGGCCCAGAUCUCCGGCUACAAACUGUACUCGCGGGAGGUCAGCCCGGAGGCGGUGGCCGGCGGGGAGCGGUCCCCGCUGGGCCACGAGAGCGAGGCCUGGGACGUGGGGCCCAUCCGCCUCAAGAAGAAGGUGAAGCAGUAUGAGUUGACGAGGCUAGCCCCCGGCCGGCUGUACGAGGUGAAGCUCGUGGCGUUCAACAAGCACGAGGACGGCUACGCUGCCGUGUGGAAGGGCAAGACCGAGAGGGAGCCCGUGGCCGUGGCUGCGACGCCUGGGCGGAAGGGGCCUCCCGAGCCCCCUGCCCACGUCCAGGCCGAGUCCAACAGCUCCACGUCCAUCUGGCUGCGCUGGAAGAAGCCGGACUUCAGUGCGGUUCAGAUCGUCAGCUACACCGUACGGUUCAGCCCCUGGGGGCUCAAGAACGCCUCCCUGGUCACCUACUACCCCAGCUCGGGCGAGACGGUCCUCAUCGGCGGACUGAAGCCUUUCACCAAGUACCAGUUUGCGGUGCAGUCCCACGGCGUCGGGGUGGACGGCCCGUUCGGGAGCGCGGUGGAGCGGUCCACGCUGCCGGACAGGCCGUCCUCGCCCCCGUCUGACCUGCGGCUCCGCCCCCUGAACCCGUUUGUGGUGCGGGCCCGCUGGUGCCCGCCGGCCGAGCCCAACGGUGUCAUCGUGGAGUACCUGAUCCUCUACAGCGCUAACCGCUCACAGCCCGACACCGCCUGGACGCUACUCACCAGGGAGGGGACCCUGCUGAGCGCAGAGGUGCCCGGGCUGGAGAGCGACACCAGGUAUUUCUUCAAGAUGGGCUCGCGGACGGUGGUGGGGCCGGGGCCGUUCUCCAGCGUGAAGGAUGUGCACACGUUGCCGGAGACGCUGCCAGACAUCCUGGACAUCCACUCGGUGACCGGGAUCAUCGUGGGCGUCUGCCUGGGCCUGCUGUGCACCCUCUUCUGCAUGUGUGCCAGCUUCCGCAGCAGCUGGCACAGGGAAGGGCAACAUCAUCUGGCUGCUCCUGCAGGGAGGACAGGCUUCUCCCAGGCCCGUCCAGGCCCCCCUGCCCCCGACACCUUCUCUGAUGCCUACGAGCUGGAGACCCUCAUGCCUCCGCGCGCCCCGGCAGAUCUGCUAGAGACCCCCAGGAGUCGUGGCCCCGGCUUGCUCGCCAAGAAAAAGGCCUCGUGGAGUGAGCGGACCCCCGAGGGCCGGACCGGGGAGGGGCAAACCUGCAUCGCUCCCCAGCCGUGGAGCCGAGCAUUGCUGCCCCUGACAAGGACGGCGCAGGCGGUGGCGAUCCCGGCCCCGCUGUCUGACUCGGCGGAAACCGGGAGGGGAGAAAGGAAGAAAAAGCUUUUGCCGCCUUCAGGCGGAAACCAGGUGGAGGCCGAGGUCAUCGUCCACUCGGACUUCUCCGCAUCUGGAAGCAGCCAUGGCCCCCGCCCCCUCGGCGUGGGGCCGGCGGAUCUAGUGCCAGACUCCCCGGUCCCCUCCGGGUCCCUGGCUGCCCCCACGGGGGCAGGAGACAAGCUGCAGGGGAUUGACGGGGGAGCUCCGGGGUCCCAGCCGGCGCUGGACAGCUGCACCCUGGGGCCAGAGCCCGAGGCAGGAGCCCGGGGCCCGCGCGGCGGUUCGCCUGAGCGCGGAUGUAACCCGGGCCCCGGGGACACCGACUACAGGGUGGGCAGCCGCACGGGUGCGCAGCCGCUCGAGGCCCAGCCUCUGGACGCUCCGCCGGGCGGGGCUGCUGGCGUGAUCUGCCCCGCCUCGGGGCCCGGUGCCCCCUGGCCCUGACGGCAGAGACGAAGCCGCUUGUUCUGUUCCCGGGGGUGUGCGCGCGUGGAGACGUAGGCGUGUGUAAGUGUGCGUGGGCAUGCUUUUGGGCAGGCGCAGGCAUGUUUGGGCAUGCACUUCUGCUGUCAGACAACUCCUCCCCCAGUGGCAGUGACCAGGUGUCCCAUCCAGGAAAGAGUAUCUGCCCUUCCUAAAAUACUAGGGGUGGGUCUGCCUCCAGGUGAGAUGGGCCCACAAGUCGGGGUCUCCAUGGGAGCAGGGGGCGCGGAGGCGGGGAGGGGGCACGCUCGGCUGACCCUCGGACCACCAGCUGUGCCAACCCGUCCCCCUCCCGCCCCAGCCGUGGCCAUGGAGACUGCAAGGAGCAGCGGCCGGGCCUGGCUGUGGCCCAGACUCGGGUCUGUACGGGUGGUCUGGGAGAGAGAGAGUCCCUGAUUGGGUGCGAGGAAAGGACCAGGCGGGCCUACUGACCGGUUGCCUGGACCAGUUUUGGACGUUGCCGUGGGCCUUACCCUCCACUCCCCCAAACCAGACUGAAAUCGAGGAAGAUGGUGAGGACGGUGGGCCCCGUCUGACCCCUUAAUGUUUGGAGAUCCUCCCCACCCUCCCCUUCCUCCCUCCCCCCGCCCAUCUGACUGGAAUGCUGGCCUUUAUUACACACUCUGAGAGUGUCUCUGACACCCUGUCUAAAGAGAGACGACCCCUCCCGCUUUUACCAUUCCCAUCUAUAAAAGACAAUCCUCCCUCCUCUAUCACCCCGUCUGUGAGACAACCCUCCUGCCUCUAGCACCCCGACUGUAGAGGAAAACCCACCCUCACCUCAAUCGCCCAAUCUAGAAAGACAUGGCCCAGCCCCACCAACACUCUGUCUACCAAGGCGGAGCCUGCCUUCCUUCACCCUGAACAUAUCACCCCUGCUGCCUCUGACACUGUCUAUGGAGAGAAGACCUCCCACCUCUAGCACCCAGGCUGCAGAGACACAACCCCCGCCUUUCCCUCUUGAUAAAGACGGCCUCCUCCUCUGCUCAACGCCUUGUCUACUGAGAUGGCUCCCUCCCUCCUCUAACACCCUGUCCUCAAGAGAAGUCACCCUCCGCCUCUGACCCGAUCUAGAGAGAGAAGCCUUCUCAUCUCCAGCCUCCCAUCUGCAGAGAGACAACCCCUGCAGCCUGUUUAUAGAGAUGAUCCCUGCCUCUCUUAGCACCUUCUUUACGAGAGACUGCCUCUCUGAUACUGUCUACACGAGCCAGACCUCUGGCUUCCGACUCGCCAUCCGGAGUCCUCCUCCCUCCCGAGUCCUCACUGGCCUGUCCUCUGCCGGGUGCCGUGGAUGCGCUCAGCAUUUCUGAGCAAUGUCUCGCCCUGCACAUGUGGCGGGAGUCCCGGAUCACCUUUCCCCUUUUCAAUUUGAUAAAUCAAUCCGUCGUAUUUACUGAGGGCUGUGUGCGGAGCACUGUACGAGAGUACGAUAUAACAGACUUGGUAGGCACGUUCCCUGCCCUCAGUGGGCUAUAAAGCAGAGCAGUACCUUUUUCUGACCCCUCUGCUCGCCCCUCUCUCUCCCGGUCUAGCUGUCCUUUGGCUCCGGGCCUCCCCACCCUCUCCCCAACAACGUGGCUACCUCACACCCGCGUCACGUGUCUGCACCCGUGUCCACACUCAGAGCCGACUCCUCGCCGUUUGCUUGUCGGGGACCUGGUUCUGAGUGUGAAGAAAACCAAGUGCCUGCGUCUGCCCUCUCAGGUCCUGCUGACCACCACGCCGCCCCUCCCUCCAGAUUCCCCAAAUCGAAGGGUGUAUUCAGUGACCGAUCACCUCCCACCCUGGCCCAAAAUGGUUUUGGGGGGGGCUGGUGGGAGGUCUGAAGUUGGGGCUGUAAUGGUGGUGUCAUUGCAUCUGGCUUCCUGGGGGGCAAGAGGGCAGAGGCGGCUAGGCCCCCGGCCCCCACUAUGCCAACCCCCCUUGUCCCCAGCCACGGUCCAGAAGCAAGGCCGAACUUCCCUCCUGGGUUUGGGCCGGUAGGCGUGGGCCCAGCCGGGCAUCUGGCCUCCGCCUAGAUUGAAAGUGGACAGGAGGGCAACCUGGAGCACAAGCCAUCAAGUCCCCCUCCCCCUAGCCUGGCCCGCGCCCUGGGCUCGGAGAGCUCCCGGGUCCGGUGCCAGACAUGCGUCCGGUUGGCUGUGACUUCCCGGCUGGGAACGAAUGUCCGGGCUGCGGGAGGGGUGCCUCCCACCCCAAAUUUUGGAGUGGCUCAGCUCCAGGGAGUGGGGAGGAGAGAUUGCCUCCUGCCUGUAGCUGGGGAAGCGGAGUUCUUCCCCUGCCCCUGAUGCUCCAGCCCGGUAGGAAAGAAGUAGUUAUAUCUGCCACUUGUCAGCUGUGUGACUGUGGGCAAGUCACGACUUCUCUGUGCCUCAGU